Messenger RNA from Lacerta agilis (Sand lizard), 5220 nucleotides. RefSeq names its product PPARG coactivator 1 beta (gene PPARGC1B). Gene Ontology annotation, cellular component: nucleus. The record is from RefSeq and is a predicted model, not a curated record. The coding region runs from base 187 to 3261 and encodes 1024 amino acids. Lineage: Eukaryota; Metazoa; Chordata; Lepidosauria; Squamata; Lacertidae. Gene Ontology annotation, molecular function: RNA binding; transcription factor binding. The transcript is spliced from 12 exons. Gene Ontology annotation, biological process: positive regulation of transcription by RNA polymerase II.
CCUCUUCCUGCGCCGCGCCUCCGCCGAAGCCCAACCCAGCCGAGCCUCCCGCUGCCGGGGCUCCUCCCAGUCCCAACCGGCGGGCUCCAGGCCCCGCCCCGCCGCCCGGCUCGGCUGGCUCCUGACUGCUGCUCGUGGUGGCUAUUGCCGCAUGCUGUUUCGUGCCGUUGCCGGAGGAGCUGGAAGAUGGCGGAGCCGGGGCCGGACUGCAGCGCGCUUCUGGACGAAGAGCUCUCCUCCUUCGUCUUCAACUAUCUCACCGACAGCCAGUAUGAAGUGUCUGGUGAGGAACACCUCUACUCUGAUUUCCCAGAGAUUGAUUUGUCCCAGUUGGAUGCCGGUGACUUUGACUCAGCCAGUUGCUUCAAUGAGCUGCAGUGGUGUUGCGAUCACUCUGAAACAGAGUCCAGCCAGUACAGUACAGAUGACUCCGAGCUUUUUCAGAUUAUUGACAGCGAGAAUGAAGCGCUGCUGGCGGCUCUCACCGAGACACUGGAUGACAUCCAGGGAGACGACAUGGGCCUGGCCGCCUUCAGACCUAUGGACGAGGGGGACAUGCCCAACAGCGGCUGCACGUCACUCACCCCCUCUCCCAAACCUGCCGCCCCUAUCCCGAGGGGGCCUCCUCUGGCCCCAGAGGUUGAUGAGCUGUCUCUACUGAAGAAGUUGCUCCUUUCUCCGUCCAAUGUGCCUCCAAGCUAUGAGGUUCAGAGAGAGGGGAGCACAUGGCGUCAAGGAACUCCCAAAUCCAGACCCCAGCGACCCUGUACAAAGGUGGACAGUGUCCGAGACCGAAAGCCAAGUUUUCUGCAGGCUCAGAGCCGGAGCUGUACUGAGCUUCAUAAGCACCUCACCUCCAUCACUGCCCACUGCCCGCACACAAAGGACAACUGGCCACUGGACGAGUGCCACAGUGGCGGCACGGAGCUCCAGAGAUAUUGCGCCCACCAUGGAGAGGACAGCGACUCCGGUGAAGAGUUGCUGCCCUGUGGCAACAUGGCAGUGACUCCUCCUUCUUCCUCCGAGGAAGGCGCUGGAGAGAAGGAGCUGCACGCUACUGUGGAGCUCAUCCGCUACAUGCACACUUACUGCCUUCCCCCCAGAAAGCUGCCCCCCACAGAUCUUGCCGAUGUGAGACACCAGCAUUUCCACAGCCCCUCCAAAAGGGCCAAGCCGGAUUGCCCCCUGCAGCGGCCUCCGCUCUGCAGCAAGGACAGUUGCCCGCCCAGCUCUUGGCACCUCUCAGCGGGCGGCAAGCAGCCCAGAGCUCCCGCAGCCAGUUUCUCCAUCCUGAAGGAGCUGCUUGCCAGGGACCUCCCGUGUGAUGUGAGCAAGCCAUACCGGUUGGCCAAGCCUGCAUAUGCCUCCUUGACCAGGUUGCAGCCACCCAAGGCUCCGGGAGCUCCGCCGCCCGAGGCUGCUGGGGGAUCCACGGAGGCGUGCAAGUCCGCAGGCAGAAUGCCACCAGAAGUGAAAACAGAGCCCAGGCAGGGCCCCAAAGCGGAGCCUGAGGUGAAGGAAGAGACCAGCAGCCCUGCGGAGGAGGAGGAGGACUGUGCAAAGCGGGCCCAGCUGGCCUUUGGGAAGGCAGGCCGCAAGCAGGAGAGCUUUAUUUAUGCCGUGCGGCGCUCCAAAAGACUCAACCCCGAGCUCAGUCUCUGGCUUUCGUUCCUUGACGAUUCUCCCCCUGAUCCAGCCACACCCCCUCAAAACAAAGCGGCCUCCCCAGAACUGUCCCUGUGCUCCUCCGCUCUGCAGAACUUUGACAGGGAAGCACCAGCAGCAGAGGUCGAAGUGAGCGGUGCAGGAGAGGCGGAGGACAGGUAUCGGAGUCUCCCGAUGGAGCUGCAAACCCCCUCACCAGAGAGCUCCGGGGAGAGCGAAGCCUGUGAGAUAAGCGAGAGCCAGUGCUGCGCCCUUUUUCAUCCGACAGGUACCCUAAAAGCACCAAGGUGUUUGUCGCUGCCCUUGGCAACAACAGAACCAACAUUUGGAAAGCGCAAUUUCGAGCAAGUUCUGACUGUAGAGCUGUGUGGCACCGCAGGUCUCACACCACCAACUACUCCACCAUACAAGCCUUCAGAGGAGGACCUGUAUAAGCCAGACAUUCACCAGAGGCCAGCCAAGGAGACUGCCAUCGUCACCAACUCUGAGCCACAGCCAAUGAUAGGGGACAGGGCAACCUUCAGGAAGCAACAGAAGAAGCACCCAGUGCGGACAGAGUUGUAUGCACACCUGAGUCGGUCCGCCCCCCACCUGCCCCACCCCGAGCCACAUGGGGUGCUGAAGCGCCCUUUCUCACGCUCUUUCGGUGACCACGACUAUUGCCAGGUCUUGAAGCCCGAGGCCUCGCUCCAGAGGAAGGUGCUGAAAUCCUGGGAGCCCCUGAGCCACGUGGAAAACAAACACAAGCGGAGAGCCCCUGACGUGCACUACCAGCACGCGAGUCAGGAGGGCGUCAACGGGACCCCAGUGAAGGAGGAAAGCCAGCAGCUGAGGGACCAGGAGAUCAGGGCCAGCUUGACAAAACACUUUGGCCUCUUGGACAGUGCCCUCGAUGCCGGGGAGGCGGCCUUCUGCAAGACGCCUGAAUAUGACACCGUCUUUGAGGACAGCUGCAGUGAGAUUGGUUCCCCGCUGGAGGAAGAGGAGGAGGAAGAGGAGGAGGAGGAAGAGUGCUGCACAAGUCCAUUGGAAUCCAAGAUGUGCCCCUACAAGAACCCUCUUUCCAGGGCCAGUUUGCACUAUUGUUCCCGAAGCAGGUCUGAUUCUGAGUCUUCAUGCUGCAGGUCCAGGUCUCCAGCAAGCAGAUACGAAAAUGACAAGCAGUGUCAAGAUGGAACUGUGGGACAGAUGGAGAAGAGGAGAGAAAAAGCCAUUGGAGAAGGCCGUGUAGUGUACAUCAGAAACCUUGCCAGCAGUAUGAGCUCCACUGAACUGAAGAAGCGCUUUGAGGUGUUCGGAGAGAUUGUUGAGUGUUGCGUUUUGACCAGGAAUAAAAGGGGAGAUAAAUAUGGCUUCAUCACGUAUCGGUGUUCAGAACAUGCCGCCUUAUCCUUGAAGAACGGUGCCUCACUAAGGAAAAGAAAUGAGCCCUUGUUCCAGCUGAGCUACGGUGGCUUUGGGCACUUCUUCUGGACCAGAUACACCGACUUGGAUUCCAACACAGAAGAGUCCUCCCCAGCUCUGAUAAAAAGCAAAUAUGAGACCAUGGAUUUCGACAGCCUGCUGCAGGAGGCCCAGGAAAGCCUACAUCGGUAACAGCCUUAACCUUUGAGGAAUACCUCAAUACCUCAGUCAAGGCACUUCCAAUAUGUUUACGUUUUCAAAGAAAUGAUUAAGUAUACAACAAGAGAGAGAGAGAGACUGCUGUCCCUUUAAAUCGAUGUUUACAUUGAACAAGCUGCUUCUGUCUGUGAGUCCCCAUGGUGUUGAUGUUCCACUGCCACACAUUAGUAUCUUUGCUUCUGACUGGUUGUGUUAGGACGAGCCUGCAAAAGUCUCCUGUCCCAUUCUUGUCUGGCCCCUUUCUCUGCCCCCCCCCCCCGUUACCCCACUUCCGCCGUGGAUUUGCAGCUGUGUUCACCAUAACUUUUUUUUUUGUCUGUAGUGUGUGAUGAUGAAAUUGUUAAUUGUGAAUAGAAUCAGGAUUGUAAACUAAUUUUUAAUAGAAGAAAGAAAUAUAUACUUAUAAUGUAUUUAUGGCUCAGAUGUACUGUAAUUCAGAUUUAUUGUACCGCUUCCUUGAUUUUUAACUAUGCACUGUAAUGAGGCACUUGCCUGUCAGCAGAUGUGGCCCUCCCCAAAGGGUGCCCUCCAAUUGGCCACUCAGUUGAAAUUGGCUUCCGCCCUGUCCAUGGUGAACCAAGGGGUGACCGACUGAGCUUGUGCUCUUGCUAUAUAAGCCAUUUGUUCCGUUUCGUUUGGGCUGAAUUCUGGGAUCACCACUGCCCUGUUUGUUGAUGGCACAAGGCACAUUGUGAUUCCUCAGUCCAGAGCUGGCUCUGGGUGGAUAGGAAUGGUGUUCUCAGAUGGUGCAUUUUUGAGGAAGGGGAAAGAGGAAAAGGGUGCAAGGGUAGAGUGCAUGUUUUCCCUCUGUCCGUGAUGGAUUGGCAGUGGUCACAAGGUAGUGAAGCCCCAUCUGCCAGGGAAAUGGUAUGUAAGAAAAGCUCCCCUGGAUCAGAACAAAGAAAAGCUCCUCUGGAUCAAAACAAAUGCCUAUCUAGUCAAGCAUCCUGUUUUGUGCCAUGGCCGACUAGAUUCCUAAAAGAAGUAGGACCCAAAGGUUAUAGUCCUCUCCUUUUGAUGCUCUCCAGCAAUGUAUGAAGGCAGUAGUCCUUUUGUUUGCUCUCUAGCAACUAUUACUCAAGAGGCGUUCUGUCUUUAAACUUGAAAGCUCCGUAUAGCCAUCAUGACCAGUAGCCCAGGAGCACAAGUCUACAGCAAGACUGAGAGAGUUUGAGAGCCAGUCCCAGAACAAUUAUGCCCAGAGGUUUCUUUGCAUUACAUCUACCAUAUAAUGAUAGCAGCUGCAGUUUUGCAAGGUCCAUGUGGGAGUUUGAAGUAGAGGAACGUGGAACAAUUCAUUUAAGGCCAUACAUGACAUCACCAGUAGCCUCAGGAAUAGUUUUUUACCCAUCUGGUCAUCUAACCAAAGCAAAAUCUGCCUGGUGGGCAACACCCAAAGGAAAAAAAGUUCAAAGGAAUUCUCGCACCUUGGGCCGGGUGAGUUCACAGUGCUUACAGCUGGCACAUGGCUCAUCAGCUGAUUAUCCUGCUCCAUUUUGAACACUACUCUCCUUAUGAGUGGAAUAAGCCAUAAAACAUUCAGUCAUUGCUAUGAAGCCUUGUGAAGCGACUUCCCCCCUCUCUCUAUCUCCCGCUCCCUGUCAAGAAAGGCAUGGAUGUCACUGCCUAUUUGAUGUUUCCUUUGACUUCCUCUUGGCGGCGAUCUUGUGCCCUCCUUUAUUUCUUCCCUGGCUUCUCUCAGAUUCAGAAAUUUGAGGAGUCAUUACAAAGGAAGUCUUAGAGUGAGUUAAGCAACUAGUUUAGGGGCUCUUUGAUACGAACCGGGAUGCUGGGACAGAGGCAGUGUGGAAGCCUCUAGCUCAGAAGACCAACUAGUGGGAAGGAGUCGCUAUCUAAAUUACGCAGUUGUUUCGCUCAAACGUAGCUCAGACUCGCCACAAUAUACUGUGCUAUUGCCUCAUGCAGUAUGGC